Messenger RNA from Phyllopteryx taeniolatus (common seadragon), 1620 nucleotides. Its product is annotated as gastrula zinc finger protein XlCGF17.1-like. The transcript is spliced from 2 exons. Gene Ontology annotation, molecular function: RNA polymerase II cis-regulatory region sequence-specific DNA binding; DNA-binding transcription factor activity. Gene Ontology annotation, biological process: regulation of transcription by RNA polymerase II. NCBI's taxonomy places the organism in Eukaryota, Metazoa, Chordata, Actinopteri, Syngnathiformes, Syngnathidae. The coding region runs from base 302 to 1321 and encodes 339 amino acids. The record is from RefSeq and is a predicted model, not a curated record.
GUGGCGUUGCCGUACAACUUCCGCUGCUUCUCUACUUCCGUGUACGUUACCAGUCGAGCUUUACUAAAUAAUUCUUCUGAACGUACUGAAACCUCGAACAGUACGUCUAAUCGCUCCUUUACUCGAGUAAAAUAUCAUAAAUUAUAUCUUCGUGUCCUGAUAAAAUCGUUUCCGUGUACGUUGAAGCUUCUGGAGCUUAGCUUAGCUUGCUAGCUGUUUAUAAACGAGAUGCGUGUGUUAGCAACAGUUCGCUAAGCAGAGAUCAAGCGUGACCGUAAAGUGUUGUGAUUAUCGCGCGAAAAUGUGUGCACCAAGUGUGAAAGAAGAGUACGAAGAGAAACUUUCACGGAAAAAAGAAUACAACGAGCGACAACGUCAACUGCUGGACGCCGAAUUCAAGGAGCCUCAAAAUUUGUUACACAGAGCAGACUUCAGUGAAGAAGAUCUUCGUCCUGAGCAGCAGGAUCUACAGCCGUUUGAAAUUAAAGAGGAAGACGAGGAGAAUGAUAUCACCAACUUUCCAUUGAAUGUUGUCAUUGUGAAGAAUGAAGACGUUGACAAAGAAGAAGAUGAUGGAGACCAAUGUGGAGGAUCCAUAUCAGGCAACCUCUUAGCGCCACUAUCAGAUAGUGACGACAUAAUGUCACAGUCUCCUGACACUGACGACGACGAUGAUGAUGAAGAACAAUCGACAGGUGAUAUGACAUGUCCCACUGACAACACACACUGGAAAUGCUUGCAGUGUGGGAUGACAUUCAGUUCACAGUGGGAUUUGAAUGUCCACACGAGAAGUCACGCAAGAGAGAAACCUUUCAUUUGCUCAGUUUGUGGAAAACGCUUCACACGUAAGGAAAAAUUGAACAUACACACGAGGUCACACACAGGAGAGAAACCUUUUAUCUGCUCUGUGUGUGGUAAAACCUUUACUCACAAGGGACAUUUGAACUUGCACAUGGGAACGCACACUGGCGAAAAACCUUUUUCUUGUUCAGUUUGUAGUAAACACUUCACGCGUAAGGCACAUUUGAACAAACACAUGAAAAUACACACGGGAGAGAAACCGUUUGCGUGUUCAAUCUGCCGCUUAAGUUUCAGUGAACGCCCGGGAUUGGUUCUUCACAUGAGAACGCACACUGGGGAGAAACCUUAUUCCUGCUUGGUGUGUGGCAAAAGUUUCUCUCUAAGUCGCAAUUUGACAAGGCACAGAAGAAGGCACACCGGUGAGAAACCAUUCACUUGCAGUGUGUGUGACGAACAGUUCUCUUAUAAGUAUCAGAUGAACAAACACAAGUGUGCCGCUGAGAUGAGCGGCAGCCAGUGAACCUGCAGAACUUGAAGUCAACGAUGAAGAAACUUCGACUGCGUAACAAGCUCGGAAAUUUCGAGUGCUUGUGGUACAAUGGAAAUCUUGUUUAUGGAUUAUAACUAAAAUACAAGUCAUCUAACUUAUUUAUUAAUCACACUCUCUAAUUGGUUGAAUUUUUAAAGAUUUGCCUAUCAAUAAUUGUGUGUUUCAACUUUAAGCACUGAUAUAGCAAUCAUGUUGAUCAUGUGUGAUCUAGUAAUGUGGAAAUAAAAGAGGAAUAACAUGGAAUAAGAUCCAGGAGAGAGUCUUUUGCG